AUGUAUAAAUCCACGCGAUUGGCUCGGAAAGAUUUUCGAAAACUCAAAAAGAAACAACGUAAAAAAGCUUUAAGAAUAGAUGCAGCAAAAAUCAUGGAACAAAAACAAGGCAUGGAUUUAUCUUAUUACAUAAAACGCUUACAAUCUGAAGAAGCCGUCGAAUCCACGAAAGCAGAAGAGAUAAAACUGAAUGUUGAAAGAAUUCUAUGGGAAGCUCGAGAGCGACACAUUGAUCAAGAAAACUGGGAAAAGACAGUCAAAAGUAUAAAAAAGCACAAGCCUUCAGACAAAACAAUGAUUAUGAAUUCAUCUACACUGACGUCAUCACCUACCUCCAUUGUAACCACCACAUCCUUCCAAGAAACAACGCCCAUAGAGUCAGACUAUGGAACAGAGAAAGUAGUGUAUCCUGAAUUGUACCUUGAUGUCCAUCCCCAUCUUGAUCAGAUCAAUUGUCCGUUUUAUCUUAAAACUGGUGCAUGUCGGUAUGGUAGUUCAUGCGGUCGACAUCAUUCAUAUCCUGAUAAGGGUGUAACAAUUCUAAUUAAGAAUAUGUACGAGGGUAUGCCAGUCCAGUUGGCAGAUGAAGACAAUGAUGAUAAUUUGGAGUAUGAUGAAGUAGAAGCGGAACGCCAUUACCACGAAUUUUUUGAAGAUGUGCAUUCUGAAUUCCAACAAUAUGGGACGAUUGUUCAAUUUAAGGUAUGCAAUAAUUUUCAGAUGCAUUUACGCGGCAACGUGUAUGUACAAUUUUCUAAGGAAUAUGAAGCAGAACAAGCACUAAGGACUAUUAGAGGAAGAUGGUAUGCUGGUAAACAGUUAAUAUGUGAAUAUUGCCCAGUUACAAAUUGGAGAUCUGCUAUAUGUGGUAGAUAUUUAUGUUUUAUUUUUGUUGUGUUACAAAUAUUAUGGAUUUCAUUAACGUUUGCCUGCAUAGGACAUUAUGAAAAAAAUAAAUGUCCGAAAGGAAUUCAUUGCAAUUUUUUACACGUAUUUAAAAACCCUGGAGGAUUAUAUUCUAGUAGCUCCAAGACGUGA
Cetraspora pellucida is the source of this 1038-nucleotide messenger RNA. NCBI's taxonomy places the organism in Eukaryota, Fungi, Glomeromycota, Glomeromycetes, Diversisporales, Gigasporaceae. The record is from the annotation of a GenBank genome assembly.